AUGUUUGAAAACACCAAACUUUCCAAAAACAAUUUACGAAAAUUGUUGCUUGGAAAAAAGGUAACUUCCCCUUUUUAUUUAUCGCUAAAUGAAGGCCAAUCUGAAGUCAGUAUAUUUGACAGAGAUUCUGUUACUACGUAUUUACCUCUAAUCCAUAUUCCUACUAAACCCUGCGCUGGCUAUUGCGGAUUAUCUGAAGUUCUUAAAUUUAAAGAACAAAAGAAUAAUGUAUACGUAGAUUUGUUGGUUGUAGUGAAAUCGGUAAAACCAGCAAAGUCAAUUAAAACAAAAGCAGGCGUAGACAUGUCCGUACGAGCUGUUGAAAUUUUGGACAACUCUACACCAGCCUCGCUCACACUAGAUUUGUUUGAUACAGACACAAUACAAAGUCCGAUGUGGGUAACAGCUUUUUUAAAUUACAAUUACAUUAGAGCCGAAGAGUGGCGUCCAUUAGACAGCGUGCUAUUUAUCGCGGACGCGCGCGUGUCGUGGCGGGCGCCGGCCGUGCGCGUGCAAGUGUGCUCUCGCACUGUACUCACGCACCAACCACACACGCCGGAUGCAGAAGCCCUUCGCCUUUAUGUGAAGAGCCAGGGACAUACGAGCGGCAGCGACGCCGCCGCGUGGGCCGCCUGGAGCGGCGAGCGCGCCGCCGCCGCGUGCGUCGCGCAGGUACAGGACAGGCUCAAGUCCGGCGUGCCUUUCUGCGCCGCCCUUCAUGCUUUGCUCACGCACUUAGAUCUAGAUGAUCUUGUUACGUCUACGGAUGGGAAUUUAGAAGACUUGAGAGUACGCUUUGCAGACCAUACGGGCGAAUUAACUGCAAGACUGCCUAUACACGUAUUGGAAGGAGUUUUUGGACAUACUGUAGAGCAAUUAAAGGCAAUGACAUCAGACCAGAGAGGAGCAUUACGCUGGAGUUACCUUCUGGAGCAGUGCAGUGUGAAGGUCGCGGUGACGCCGCGCCUGCUCGUGCUCGCGCUGCGCCGCGCUUCCGCCGCGGACCCCAUACCCUUGUAU
Molecule: messenger RNA, 1020 nt
Organism: Brenthis ino (lesser marbled fritillary)
Lineage: Eukaryota; Metazoa; Arthropoda; Insecta; Lepidoptera; Nymphalidae
Source: the annotation of a GenBank genome assembly